Messenger RNA from Drosophila albomicans, 1606 nucleotides. RefSeq lists its product as uncharacterized. Gene Ontology annotation, cellular component: membrane. Bases 164 to 1429 code for a protein of 421 amino acids. Gene Ontology annotation, biological process: sensory perception of taste. NCBI's taxonomy places the organism in Eukaryota, Metazoa, Arthropoda, Insecta, Diptera, Drosophilidae. The transcript has 4 exons. The record is from RefSeq and is a predicted model, not a curated record.
UUAAGUUUUAAAAACAAAAUCCAAAGUCACGAUGAACUUUUCCACGCUUCAGUUGAUGUUUUUUAUUUACUUCACGAUUCGCUGAGCAGAUAAAAUCCUCAAAAUUGGUUCAAUUGGAGUCCAAAAGAAUGACAUCAAAUCAGUUUGAGUUGCGAGUUUAAAGAUGAAUAAGCUGCGAGUGCUACGCAGUUCGAAUAUUUUGCUGCUACUCUGUGGCUAUCAACUUCACUGGUUCGAUGCUCGAUCACAAAACUAUCGGAUCUCUCUGGCUGGAGCUCUCAAUGUGUUCAUCCUUGGAUGCUUCUAUGCAGGAUGCUUUGCCCAACACUUUCAGCCAUCGGCGAUGCUGAAGACGCUGCUGGAUGUGUCGCCUUUUUUGCAUCGCUUAACUCGUCUGCAGCUGCUGUUGAGUGUCAAGGUCUUUGGCUAUGCCAUCUACGCCUCUGUGCGUACUGUGGGCGUGGCCAAUGCGCUGACCGAAUCGCUGCCCAUGAAGACGAGCUCGAACAGCUCUAAAAAGUGCUUUUUGGAGGAGCUGAUUGCGCAUGCUUUGCUGUAUUCAACUCACCUCGUGCUCUUCGGCUUUGGUCUCUACAUUGGCUACGAGAUGGAGUUCAAGUUGCCGCCACUGCAAGAUGCCAUGAUUGGAUUUGCGCUCUUUCUGCCACAUCUCGUAAUAGCUGGCGCUUUGAGAUUCUAUUGCACGCUCGCUUGGUUGACGCGGAGUCGCCUUGAGCAACUCGAUUCGGAGGUUCAAGAGCUGCUCAAGCAACGCACCGAAUUGGAGGCCAUCACAAGUGUGAGUGUCACAAUUGAAGCGCCUUCUUCUGCUCCUCCAGCAUCUUCAUUUAUGCUGGACAAUCUGAUGAAUCUCUGCCAGCAGUUGCAACAGCUGGCAGCACGAUUUGGCCGCAUCUUUAGCUGCCUGCAGCAUUCGUUGCUGCUGUUGUUCAUCAUCAAUGCCAAUUGUCUGCUCUUUGGUAUCUAUUCAUACACCUACUACAGUAGUACCUGGCAUGUGUUGUUCGCCACACGCAAACAGCGCAUCUUCUAUGCAGGCAACGCUUGCAUCUAUGCGUGUAUUGCCUGUGAUUACUUUUGCCUCAUGGUCGUUAUCUUCUGCGUGGAUACGAGUCGUCAAAGUUUUCUCUGCUCCCUCAACACUGUGCUGCAACAAAGGAACUCAUUCACAAAGCGCAUACGCAACGUUGUCAAGGACAUGCGCUCCACUUUGUGGCACAAUUUUCACUUCAAAUUUCUCUCGCUCUGGCGCUUUGAUCUGCCCAACUUUUCACUGGUAAAAUUUUUUUUGCAGUUCCAAGUUUUGCAAUUGCUGAUCAUCGCCUUGAUUGUGAUUUAUCAUUAUCUGAACGAUGCCAUUCAAUUGAUUAACGACAACUUGGACAGCAGCAGCGACAACGAUGAUUAAGAUUGAUGUAACUAUUACAUCGGUUACGCAUAAUUUCCAUUAUUGUUAAUUUGAGGAGUUGCAAACUUAAACUAUUUAUUUAUGAGAUGACCAGGCAAAACACUUACAAAGAGAAUGGACCACAAAUCACAAUUAAAUUGCUAAUAAAAUUGUUCCCAAAUCAAAGUUUCAGUUUGU